This is a messenger RNA of Falco peregrinus (peregrine falcon), 17563 nucleotides long. It is a transcript of the gene ATPSCKMT, whose product is annotated as ATP synthase c subunit lysine N-methyltransferase. Gene Ontology annotation, cellular component: mitochondrion. The record is from RefSeq and is a predicted model, not a curated record. The coding region runs from base 199 to 864 and encodes 221 amino acids. NCBI's taxonomy places the organism in Eukaryota, Metazoa, Chordata, Aves, Falconiformes, Falconidae. Gene Ontology annotation, molecular function: protein-lysine N-methyltransferase activity. Gene Ontology annotation, biological process: regulation of mitochondrial ATP synthesis coupled proton transport; positive regulation of proton-transporting ATP synthase activity, rotational mechanism; peptidyl-lysine trimethylation. The transcript has 5 exons.
AGGAAGGUUUCGCUCCCCCCCGCCCCACAGCGGAGUGGUAUUGCCCACUCCUAUAAAUACCGAAGGCACCACUUAGUUGGUUCUGAGGGACCCAGCGGCGGGUGGUGGCUGUGGGCCGGCUGGCUGACAGGCGGCGUUGCAGGCGGGGGCGCAGUGCUGUGGCGAAAAGAAGUUCUCCCUGCAGGGAAGAGCCGUGUGAUGCCCGAGGUGCUAGAGAAGGAGAGCCACGCAGCGGGCCGGCGAGAGGACUGUGAGGGCAGCUCCAGGAGAAGGAGCUGGGGGCUGUUGGUCACUGCUGGUGUUGGUGGGACAUUGGUGGCCCUCUAUGCUGCGGUUACACCCUUUGUGACCCCGGCUCUGAGGAAAGUGUGCCUGCCCUUCGUUCCUGCAACUUCUACUCAGAUCCAGAACGUGCUGAAAAUGUUAGAAAACAGAAGUGGCUCCCUAGUUGACAUUGGUAGCGGGGAUGGCCGUAUUGUGAUAGCAGCUGCAAAAAGGGGAUUCAAAGCUGUUGGUUAUGAACUAAAUCCCUGGCUAGUCUGGUACUCCAGAUACCGUGCCUGGAGAGAUGGAGUACAUCAGAACACCAGAUUUUAUAUUUCAGAUUUAUGGAAGGUUUCGUUUUCCGGUUAUACGAAUGUUGUUGUUUUUGGGGUACCUGAUAUGAUGCCACAGCUGGAGAAGAAGCUGGAAGAAGAACUUCAAUGUAGUGCCAGAAUCAUUGCCUGUCGUUUUCCUUUCCCUUGCUGGAUCCCAGAUCAUACUACUGGAGAGGGAAUAGACACUGUGUGGGCCUAUGAUUUGAAACAUUCUAGAGGAUGUGAAACAAAAAGCUUGGAAACUACACCAGAGACAGAAUCCUAAUUUUUUUUUGUACUGAAAUUUUUGGCUUUGAGUUUACCUGCUUAAAGAUAAGGUUAAUGUGAAUAGAGCCCCAUGUCGUGGUUUAACCCCAGCCGGCAAUCAAGUACCACGCUGCCACUUGCUCGCUCCCCCUCACCCAGAGGGAUGGGGAGGGGUGUCGGAAAGGGAACGUAAAACUCUAGAGUUUAAAGAACAGUUUAAUAGGUAAAGCAAAAGCCGCACACGCAAGCAAAGCAAGGAAUUCAUUCCCCACUUCCCAUGGGCAGGCAGGUGUUCAGCCAUCGAAGGACAGCAGGGCUCCAUCAUGAGUAACGGUUACUUGGGAAGACAAACGCCAUAAUGCCAAAUGUCCCCACCUUCCUUCUUCCCCCAGUUUAUAUACUCAGCAUGAUGUCAUGUGGUAUGGAAUGCCUCUUUGGCUAGUUGGGGUCACCUGUCCCGGCUGUGUCCCCUCCCCAUUUCCCGUGCCCCUCCAGCCCUCUCGCUGGCAGGGCCCGAGGAACUGACAAGUCCUUGAUUUAGUAUAAACAUCACCCAGCAACAACUGAAAGCAUCAGUGUCCUAUCAUUGUUCUCACAUCAGAGCCAAAACACAGCACUGUACUAACUACUAUGAAUAAAUUAACUCCAUCCCAGCUGAAACCAGGACACCCAGGAUCUGGACAUAAAUAUUUACUAAAGUAGCUGAAGUACAUUGGUUAUUUGAAAGCACACAAAAGCAGUGAAAGGUGUAGUUAAAUGGCUUAAUGUGGUUAGUAAGAAUUAUAAGAAAGUUUUAUAGAAGUGGAAAACUUUAAUAUGGAAAAUGGGAUAAAAUGCGGUUCACUACUCUUAAGGGGAAUAUAUGUAUAAGUUAAAAUGCUCAAAUUAGCAGACUUAAUAUGUGCUUUAUUUCUGAGCCUACAUAGCGUUUGUUACUGGUGUUGGAAGUGGUGUGCAAGCGGCUUCUCAAAUGAGCCAUAGUUCCCAAAUGUCUUCAUUAUGUAUGCCAAGUAGGCAUACUGAUGCACAGUGAGUAUCGUGAUGAACCUGAAGUUUUAUAACUCGGCCUUGAAUGUGUACUUUUAAAAGUUGAAUAUGACACAACAAACAAAUAUAGCAAGUUGCUUAUUCAUUAACACAAGUGCAGCCCUUGAGUAUAUUAAUGUAUUUUUAUUUAACUUAAGUGCUUAUUUAACAAAGCUGCAGAAAUGUGCUCUUACUGAACAAUUAUUGGUACAAGCCUUUACAAAUUAAAAAUAUUUUUCCUAACCUUUCUGAUUUAGAAAGGGUUUCAAAAGUCACUUACUUGGCAGUGAAGUGUCACCACUUCUGUGUACUCAAACCUUGGAUAAGGUAUGGGUGAGAGUUGCUUACUUCAAUGUGUCACAAGACUCUCUGACUCCAGAGCUAGUUGGUCUGGCUAGCUUGGUUAAAUCUGAUUAGACCUCAUUUAAUUUAUAGUGUGAUGGGAAGGGAGGUUUUCGAUCGGGCAUCUUUUUCCCAUCUACUUUUCUAUGCCAUUUGAUGAGACCUCAGAAACUCAUGGUGUUGCUGCAUGGCUUUUCCUUGCAAGUGAAGCAAGUUCUGGAUUUUUGCUGAUACUGGUUUGUAGUGGGGUACUGUCACUGCCAUGAGGUUUUCCUUUUCUAACAUGGUUACAGCACUUUUCCAUUUUGUAACAGUUUGCUUACUUGGUCUUUCUUCUGGUUCUUGGGUAAAGAUAUCCUGUUUUCACCCAUUAACAAUUAGUCAAAUUUUAUAGUUAGCCUCCCCUGGCCCCAGUUAACAUAUAGACUGUUUGUUAAGCAGUGAAUACAUAAGUUUGUCAGACCUUUGCAUACAUGAUACCCACAGAAUGAAGCUACAACAGGCUAGGGAAUUGUCAUGUGGCUUCUAGGCACUCUACCACAACUAAAAUUAGCUCAGAGAAGUGCUUAGACACUACAACUUCAGGUAAAUACAGAGACCCUGACAUCUUAUCGGACACUGGGAAAGCCCGUAUGCUGGAGUAUAUCUAGUAUCUGACUUGAAGAGAAGUUCAAUAUUAUUUGGGGUGUGUACUCUACAGUUACACCUGUACCCAGGCUUUUUAUUUUUGGUGCGAGAGGAGGAGGAGGAAGGAGAAUUUAAGAUACACAUCUACAGUGCAGAUUUGAAAUGGAGCGCUGGAAUGGUUUUGUCCUGAUAAUGUGUACAAAGGAGGAGAAAAAGGCAAAUGAAUCUGUUCUGGAGUCUGCAAAGGAGAGAUCAUUUCAGCCUUGCAUGGCAAGGUGCAGCUGUAAAUGUGGAGACUGUAUGUGUUGAAGAACGCUGAUUUCUUGUAAGCAGUCUUUUACAGCCUUUCGCUGCAGUGUAACAUAAUGCAUCUUGUAAAACUACACUAAAUAUUUCUACAAUGAUUUAAGUGCUAUGAUUAUUACACAGUGACGGGGCUACGGUGGCUUAUCUAAAAUGACUGAAUUUAAUAUCCCAAGGCCAUAAAACUGAAACCUCAGACAAAGGAAAUCUGAAAAUAUUUCCAUUGGAAAAAGACCAUACAAAGGGAAAAUUGGCUAAUUAAGCUGAGUCCUUGCCUAAAUGAUUAUAAAGGAGAAGAGGAGGCAAAAGGUUUUGAUCACGUGAAUAGUAACUCAUCUGCAGCACAGUGCUCUGACCCAAGUUUCUUUCUACUGCCUACUUUCACUAAAGUUAGUUUGCAGGGAAUGAAGUGGGUAUUUACUUUUUCUGCUGUUUGUCGAUUGCAUUAUCAUUUACCUGUUGAAAGGUAAAACUGAAUUUCUCAUUUCUGCCUGCAGUAAGGCUUUGGGGCAUGUACUAGGAGCUAUCACCUAUCGCUCCAGAAAUAUUUGUUGAGGAGGGUGAGAUGGAAUUAAUGAUGUGAUGGUCUGAGCUUUAGGAGCACUAAGUGCUGUCCUCAAGUCAAGGAGAGAUUUAUGAAUGCUUUUAAAGUAAAGCAGAGGGCUGUUUCUUGCGCUGACCAUUUACUUUUGGGGGCCUACACUGAGAUAGACAAUGGUCUGAAGGUUUGGAAUUCCUUAUUUCAUAAGGAAAUGCGCUGUAUUUUGUGUUUCCAUGGCCAAAGUGUGAAAUACAAAGCAAAUUGUUUUAAUUUACACAGGGGGACUGGGAAAGCAUUUUUCUCGUCAUGUCCUAAAAUUUUCUGUCACUUGCUAUGUUCGUUUGAUAGUUUACAAGAUUAUAUACUUAACUCUGACUUCAGUUAUCACUGUAUGGAUUAUGUUGAUACACUUCCAAUUGCUAGGGUAAUAUGAUUUCAUGGAUAUGCUACUUCACAGUAAAAAUUUGUUUCUUCUGAAAACUGGGAAAGCCUUAGAGAACUGGCUUAAUCAAAUUAUAGUGUAGGUCUGAAGCCAAAAGAAGGAAACCUUCAAGCUACACAUGCUGUUCAAUAGCAAAGUAAUUCAGGUACACGGAAAACCCUAUAGUUUAUCUUUGUUUACAUCUUCUAGUAGAAUCACUUGCCCAUUGGGAGUUACUUGUUUUAUUCCUUUCUUGACCUGUCAGAUCUUAGUAAAAAAGUUGCUAUAUUGCUGAAUGAGUGGUGCUUUCCUGAAAUAUUGUAGAAUAUGAUCUGUUUGAAAAUAAUACAGGUCAGAGUUCUCCAGGAGUCAGACUUUAAAAUAUUAAUUUUUUUUGACAUUGAGACACAUUGUCUCCACAGGCUUUGUGAUGCAAGAUCAGUUGUAGCAAUGUAGCGUCUGAGUGCUACAGUUCUAAUUUUGUAGUUUUUCAUUUUCCAUAAAUUGGCUUUCUAGGGAGGGGGAGAUGGGUAUGGCUACAAGAGAGCCAUCUGAUUGGCAUGUUGUUCAGUACACUGCACAGUCACUACAGCUACACAGCAAUGUCGACCAAGCUUGUCCAGAUUUGUUUGUGAAAUGUGCACAUAUUUUGUGAGCUUUAGGCGUUUCUGUAUUACUGGGUGUAUUGAAAUUCCUGACUUAUCCUCUGGUCUGAUGAUAUGCUGCCACUUAAUCUAAUAUUGCUGCAAGGAAGUUAAUCCUCUGUCUCUGAGCUGCUGUUUAUUUCUGACUUAUGAGUUGUAGUCAGGUAAGAAGGUACAGAUUCACGUUUAGAACGAAGUACCACAUUUCACAAGCCAGUUGAAUGGGUAUGGUCUGUGGGGGAAAAAGUUCCAAAGCCCAGGUUUUGGCAAAGUCUUUCGCCUUUAAUAAAGUACACAGCUCAGGAGGUGACAGAGAUCUCCUGAGUUCUGCAUAAUUUUUUCAAGAAUGACUUGAGCUUUGCUUUUCUCAUGUGUGUGUUCUUUGCAAAUUUUUACCACUGUAGUACCAUUCUAAGAUCCACAGGGGAAGUAAGCAAAAUGCUCCCUCUGCUUAUCUUUCAUGGUUUAAGCUAUGGGAGGGAAGGAGGAGGGAAAUCUUGUGGCACAAGUAUGGCAGUCUGAACUACUUCAAAAGCAGUUUGAUAGACUUACACAUUGAGCUGGGCUAUUUCUCAUUAGAUAGGAGCAUCCAUAGUCGGCUGUGAUGAGCAUUCGUUUGGAAAUGGGGUGAUAGCGGCUACCAUUACACUUGAAUGGACACUAAUUAUCGAUAAUGACCUCAGAAUUCUGUAGUUUCACUUUUCAUGAUGGUUUACAAAUACUGAAGCAUUUAUUCAUGAAAGGAUGUGAGUCCUUCAAAUUCAUGGGUGAAGAGUGCAGCCUAAGAUCAGAUUUAAUGCCAGUAUAUUCUGCUUUGAAUGAGUUUUUUUAGUUUUACACUUGCCAAGUUUGCAGUUCUCUGGUUUCAAAACGUAACCCCAGCUUGUUUUUCAGAAGUAAAAUAUGUUUCUUCUAGAAGACUUCUGGAGUUCUUGAUAAGAAAGUGUAGCAUCUGUUUAACUUAAACAUCAUCCUGUCCUUGAGUGAAAUCAGUGCAGAAUUAAUAUUUUCAGUAUUUUUCUUUGUAUGACAAUCUUUCUACCCAUCCUUGCAUGCUUCGCUGAGGGAGACCUCUGCAUGGGUAGUUACAAUUUUUUUUGUCAUUAUUUUUCUGAAUUCUUGCUCUUAUUUCAGCAUUUGCUUUUAUUUUUCAUGUUGUCUUUAUAAGUUGAUUGUUUAACUUCAUAAACUCAUCAGAUCUUCUCAUUUCCUUUUAUUUUUUUUUAUUUUUUUUUCUGUAAACUAGUUGCUUUUUUUCCAGGAACUUUGCAGGAAGGAAUGUCCUUUUUUUUUUUUUCCCCCCCUCUAACAUUUUAACGUGUAUUUAACUAACCUCCUUGAUUUAUUUAGCAGUCUGUAUGCUGAAAUAGCAUGACUUUUGUUUCCAGUAAAUGAAAGAAAAACACAUCCACCCAUAUAGUAUUUAAACUGAAAAAUACCUUUGGUCUACACUACAAUUCUGACUAUUUAGUAGUUUUAAGUACUUAAUUUCACAUUUUUAUUAUAUUUCAUCACUUGGCAAAUAAAUGCAGGCCUUUUAUCCGUUCAGUAGAUCUUUGGGUUUGGGUUAUUUGUUCAGGUGGGACUUUUGCUGUUUUCUUUUUCUUAGUAUAAUGUUGGGGUUUCUGUUGGAGGCUUUGGUUUAAAUGUCAGACUGAUGUUUUUCCUGUGAAUUACUAUGUAGUCCUUGAAGAAUCACUGUAAUAGAAUUCAAUGAAGUAGCAUUAGUAAAAAAUAAGUAAAACCUGCUUACCAGUAAAUGUGCAGGGAUAUUUUUUAGCUUACUGUAUACAUUGUGGUUAUUUUUAAAAAUAAAGUAGGCUUUUGAAGACCCAUAUAGAGCUUGUGGCAUACAAUUUUGAGGUGAACAGAGGUCUUUGCAAGGUCAGAAGCAGUAAAUUAAUGGCUUUCAGCCUCAAGUUUGUGGGUACCUUCUGAGGAAUCCACAAAAAGUAAUUUAAAAAGCAGAUCUACUUAUCAGUAUGUUUAUAUUUGCUACCUGUGGUUAUCUCCAUCCAUUGGAAAAUUUUAAUGUGUCUGAAAAUCGUUUGAGAAUUCCUGAACUAAAAAUAUGGGUUUACGUAAGACACAAACUUAUUUCCAUUUAGCUAAUCAAUGUGAGUUUUUUCUUCUUCUGUUGUUGCUUGCAUGGACUGUUGAGCCUUGAACUCUGCAGUAUACAAAUGUGUGAGCCUCUGUCUCUCUUCUGGUAAGCAUGUAACUUCACAUUUUGCUAUGUGAGAGCAGCCAUGUGGUUUUGCACAUUCCUAUUGUGUUCUGUAAUUCUGUUUUUUUAGUUGAUCGAUGAUAGAUCUCAUUUAAGGGUCUAAUUGCUUUUUCUUCAAGAAACUUCUUAAAUCUACAUUAUCAAAGCACCUGAUCAGCUGCCACUGAAGCCUGUCUAAAAAGCCAACAGUCCCUGUGAAACGAGUGAAUGCUGUAAUGUCUGCAGCUGUCCGUGCCAGAGCUCUGGUUCAGGUAGGCAGACGCAUGCGUAGCUCUUGCAUAAGCAAUCUCUUGAUUCGUUGUUUCUUGAUAGAAAAUGAAAGUGUGAGGAGAAGACACAAAAUGAAUAAUUAAAAAUGUGAUCACUGUAAGUUCUGGGAGAAAAAAAUGUUGAGUGGUGUGGGGCAUAGCCAAAACCUAAGGGGUCUUCCCUGUCACUGUCUCUCUAGCCCCUAAGGUUUGAUGCUGUCUUCCCCACCCCACAGUUAUGUAGCACUUCUUGAAAGUAUACUUCUUUUUCUGUCUUUCCCAUUGUUUUUUCAAGCAUUUCCAUACACACAAAUCAAAAGAUUAUGUGUCCAGAUGUUCUCUUAAGUUCUUUACAGGGAUCCUCAUCAUCUAUGAUGUAUAUUUUUUUGCUGCUGCUUUUUUUUUUAGUGCACAUACAAACCAAAUUUGUACUCUGACUACCUUUACGAUCAAUGCAGAAGUAAGUUUUGUGGGUGUGAUCGAUACCAAUUAAGUUUAUUUGCAAACGCAGAUCUCACACUGAAGCAAUUAAAAAGAUUUUGAGCAGGAAUGGGACAAAUGAUGUUCAUGAUGUGAAAAUAUUAAUGUUACUUGGUGGCAGAGAUGGUAGGGUCUCCUGCGUUGAGACUUCUAAUUUCAGUUGUCAGUCUGAUGUGUCAAGCAAAGCCAGGGAAUGAAAGAUCAGUAGCAAAGCAGCGCUGUUGUGUGGUAUUUAAAAGAAAUGUAUUUUCAAAUACUAUCAUCAGAUGGUUUCAUCUAACUGUUAAGUGCUGUUAUUGUUCUGAUAAAGAGUAUGUUGGUGGGAGAACAAUUGGCUGAGCUAAUACAAUUAGUAAACGUCUUGAAGUGUGUAUUCUGUAGGACUUUCAGAUAAUUUUAUUUAAAACACCCCCACUCCCCAAUAACUUUAGAGUGACAAUAUUACAGAUUUAAAAUGGAAACUACACUUAUCACCCUCAGAAAUUAAAGAUUAGAAAACGGCUUCUAAUAUAAAAAAAGUUGCUGGCUUCAGCAAUGGGGUCUUAUUUACCAGAGCGCAUUAAGUAUAAUAUAGGUCAGAUCCAGACUGACUUAAAGAACAGUUUAAGUUUCUUAGAAGAAGUUGGCGUGUCUCGUGAGCCUCCUGGGCAUGCACUCUGAAUUAGGUUGUUUGCCUAUUCUAAGAAAAGUGCUGAUCAAACAGUGCUCGUCUCAGGAUUAUUUGCCUGCUGCAGGAAAGUUAGGUAGUCUAAGCACUUUCCAGGAAACAGGAAACCUGGAAGCUGGAUCUUUCAUGAGGCUUUGUAUAUAGCUGGUUUUUUCAUGUUUGUCUGUUACUUUGGGUGAUUAUGAACAUCAGAUGAUUGAAAUGAGGACUUUUGCCUGCUUGGGUGAUACUUAGGUGUAUAAGGAUGAAGGACAAAUUAGAGCUUGAAGCAUACAUUUAAUCCCUGUCAGGAUAACUAACCAAAAGUGAACCUUUCUCUGGUAUUGUUUUAAUCUGAGUCUGGUAAAUAUUUUAUUUCUACAGGUGUAAAACUAAAUGUUGCUUCUGAUUCAUUUAUCUUUCUAUUCUGUUGUAUGCCUGAAGAAUCUAUGUUGGCAAUACAAGUCUGUUUCUAUUACUGUGCAAAAUACACAGUCGAUAUUUUAUUGGCAUUGAGUGCCUUUAGUACAUUGGUGAGACAGUGUUCUCUCCUGGUGUUGGAUAUACAGGUCAUUCACUCAAAAUCCUCGUAGUCUCUGAAGGCACUGAAACAAGCGGGCUCUGGGUGCUGAAGACUUCCCAAAGCUUGCUCUCAGUGUAACGGGACACAGCAUCAGUGUUUUUGGUAGGCUUUUAUAAAGACUGUUUUAGCGCUGCUGAAUUUGAUCCCUCCCCCUAUUUAGUGAUUCUGCAAAGCAGAGGAUAAAUUUACUCCCAAUUUUCCUUCUGCCUAAUAGUAAUAGAACAUUGCUCUUUUGUUUUACACUGUGUUUCUGGUACAACCUAAUCAUAAACUUUCCUUCACUGGAGGCAAAGACCUAAUACCAGAGUCUUUCCUCUUCAGCACAAACUUAAGAGCAAAGCUCUUUAACUGAGGACUUUCCCCUCUGGAAAGUCUUUUCAGCAGCACCAAGACCCUGUACCAAUAGAGAUGGAAAGGCUUUCUCUCAAAUUCCUGUUGCUGAUACAGAUGCUGUUUGUUAGGACCACUACUGGGAACAUCUUGGGUUUCCACCAAGACUUGGUAUAAUUACCUCUGGCUUAAGGUUAGUUCAAGGGGAUUGAUACUGCAUCUGGUACAGAGGCUUGAAGUAGCAGGACUCUCUUGGUCUGUUUGCCUUUUUGGGGAAUGUAAAAAAUCAAAUUUUGCUCCUUACAGUAGCAUAAUUUUUUAUAUGUCAGUAAAAAUAUCACAAUAUAUUGAUAUAAAUAUAAGAAUAACCUUCUGAUCCUAAUACUCUGGGGACAGACUAAGCUGAAUGCUGCUGAAUGGAGAUUUAUAGGUUGCAGAAGGAGACACAGGUCUGUUCCCUCUUCAGUAAACAUGUGUUGUUCCUAUUAACUUUGAGGGAAUUUGUUUGCAUGCAUUAAAAAAAAAAACCACAAAGGUAGAUGAAGAUGAUGGCAGUUGGAACCCUAGUUAUUAGUUUGCAUUCAGCCCUGCAGUAAAAUGCAAUGUUUAUACAGCAGUAUUCAUUUUCAAACUGCUACUGAAUAAUAAAUCUGGCAACGGUUUUGUAGGAUUGGCUGAUAUUAUCUUCACCCUUUACAACUGAAAAAACUGUAGCAAAGAGCUAAUUUGUUUGAGACCAUAAAAGUAAUCAGUGGCAAUGCUGUGAUUAAAAUGAUUGUCUGCAACUGCAUGUCUGUGUUUACAGCUGGAAGAAUGUAUUUUUUAAAUGGCUACUCCUGAGGGUGGCAGUACCUGUGCACUUUCACAGCUGAUGGAGCCAGAGAUAUAAAAGUCAGAUGCUUGCACGAGUCAUUUAAUUCCUUCUUACUGCUUGUGACUGUAAGACUUAGCACCUACAGUGGAUGGGUCUGUCAGGCUCAUGAUCAUGGUUUUGUUUUCUUCAGUCUUACCUUUUUAUUAGCUGUUAACUACAUUUGGUGUCUCAUGGUUAUUGCUUUUAACUGCAUUUGGAUCCUUCUGUCACUUUAUAUGUGCUACUUCAGAGUAAAGCUUACUAUUUCUAUUUAAAAGUGUGUGACUUUGCAUUGUGUACUGCAUCUUGGCCUGGUUUUAUGUGAGAGUCUUGUUCUUCUCUGUUUUGACGAUUUCCAUUUUUUGUGACAGAAGAGUUCAGCUCUUUGGACAACUUAAACCUGUUGUUACUGGGAGUAUACAAUAUAAAUUGGCUGCAAUCUGGCAUAGAUAUUGGGACUUUUGUAUCUUGCUGGUUUACUUGCCUUAUAAUUUUUCUAACCUUUGUUCAUGGUCUGUGCCAUAAUUCCCUGAGGACACUGCAGUAAACAUAAAUGAAAUUUUAUUUUAUGAAGUCAUCAGAUUUAUCUGUCAUGGCCUAUGUUAGUAAGCCUACAUGUUCUCAUUUCUCACUUUUAUUUCUGUAUUUGUUCAUUGGUACAAAUUAGAUGAACUGAGAGAAGAACUAUUUUACUUAGGACUUAAUAACUUUAUCCUUCAUCAAAAUGGAAUGUAAAAUUGCAUGAAAAAGUUUUCUGUAGUUAUGACUCAUCAACAGCUCUUGCUAUUGCAACGUUCUGUCCUGACAAGCCCAAACUCAUGUUACCCUGACAUAGCCAUCAGUUCUAAAUACAAUUCCUGUCUUGAUCUCCUGGUUCAGAAGCUGUUGGAUAGUGGUCACCUUAACCAGCUCAAAAACUGCACUGAUGCAUGUUAUAUUCAUCUGCUUGGAAAACAGGCUGCUGAAAUCACAUGGGAAUCUUACUAGGUUAGUUGCUUUGAAUAAUUUUUCUAAAAUGAGAGGCAACAACUUAUCAUCUCCAAAUAUGAACAAACUCAAGACAAAAUACUUUUUCUACCAUAUGCAGGAAAAUUGAGCAACGUAUGAACAAACAUGCUACCUCCACCAUGGCAAUCAAAUUGCUUAUCUACCAGUUAAGUAAAUAUUGUCAAAGUUCGUUAGUCCAGGAACAAUGCAGUAAACAGCAUUUCUGGUUUCUGACACUUAUCACUGAAUCAUGAAAUGUGAUUGCAAAGCCUGGCCAGUCUUGCCAUAUAAAAAUGCAAUUCAGAAUGGGUAUACAGAAAAGGCUGCUUGAGAUGGUUUUCUACACAGCAAAGUGAAUUGUUUAUUUGCUUGUUGUUGGGUCCCCUCCCGUCCCCCUGUGUCCCCCCCUGCCAGAUGAAAUAUUAGUGACAGUCCUUCUCCAGCCUUGAGACUUAAGACUUUCAUCUGCACCACCUUAUGCAGAAUACUACUUUGCUUCAAUAUGUUGAUAUAUGUAAUUCACAUCAUUAGAAUGACAUAAAGUGGGAAAAGGUGCUAAGGGGAAGAGUAAUUGCUACCAAUGUGGUAGUGUUAUCCAGCCAUAGUAGCGUUUGGAUGUUUGGCCUGCACUACUUCUGUUACGCCACAUUGAUAGUGCAGGAAGAGCCGUAAAAUCAGGUAAAAAUCAAUAUGUUUUUCCAACUAGGUCCGAGAAGGGAAUAAACAAUGCAAAAAGGCCAACUGAACUGAAAUCUGCUUCUGGGGAGCAAGAAGCCUAUAUGCUACCUGCUUUCAGAAUGUUUACUAAAAAGUGAUAGACAGGAAAUGUGUAUCUCUUGAUUUAAAUUAUUUUUCUUAUUCUGGAGUUGUUACACCAUUGAUUAUAUCCAUGUGGAUUUGGGAGUAUCUGUUCAGUAGACUGAGUUUUUAUCAGCAUAAUCCAUUACUAUUUGAAAAAAACAUUUGCCCUGUAGUUUGUAUUAAAAAGAAAAAUGAGAACUGUUCAUUAAGGGUGAAAAGAAUGUAGGAAAUUGGUACAAACUCUGCCUAUCUGUAGUGUAGUGUUGCCAUGAAGCAAGCUGAUUUUUUUUCCUUGAGCAAUUGUACAAUAGAACUUUGAUUUUCAAGGAUCAAAUAUCUGUACUGCAAAUACCAAUUUUCAACAUGUUUAGAUGGAUAAUCUGCUGGAAUAGAUUACAAUCCUCACCUUUAAAAUUUGUUUACCACACAGAGCACUCUGCAUUUAUACCAUAUGCUAGUCAGUCUCAAUAAAAAGUGUGUUUUCAUCUGUGUUGUGGUACCAAUAGGCAGAUCUUCAGAAACAGAUUUCAGCUUUUCUAUUUUAUAACACUGAAGGCAAUAAAGAUUUCAGAAACUAUGGCAUUACUGCAUCUGUUCUUUAAGAAUAAUUUGAUACUAUCUCAUUUUAAAAUAAAAUGUUUCAAACUCUUGGCAUGUUAUGUGAAUGAUCUACUUAAGAUUGACUAAUACGUUAUAAUUAUAGGGGAGCUGUAAGUUGUAGGAUGUGCAAAGACUCUAAUCCUUGUUCUGAUUUUUUCAUAUUUGCUUCUUUCAUAUUGUUAUUGUUGCUUUCACUUGCCUUCGAAUUUCUGGGUCAAAUUCUGUUAGUUGUUCUCCAGACACAGGUCAGACUUUUAUGUGUGUACCAGCAGCACCUUGCCUGCCCCUGCCCAGCCCCCACCCCCCCUUUUUUUUUUAUUUUCCUUCCUAGGUGCUACAUUUAUGGAGUUUUAGCUCAAUUCAUAGUUUUUCUUUCUACAUUAGAUACAAUUUCUUAGUUCAGAAGAUAGGAAUAGGACGACUUAAGUCAGUGCCUUCACCAAAUAGGUUAAAGUGUAUUUUAAAGCAGCCUUAUUCCUGGGUAUAAAAGCCCCUUGCGGCAAAUCUUUUUCAAGCUGCCAGACUGAAAAAGCAGUAAAGUAGAUGGUAUUUUCUAGAGAAAAAAGUUUAUAAAGAACUUUUUUUAAUGCUUGACCAAAAUGAAUCUUUAAAAUACACUGCAGGCCGCAGUUGCCAGUUGCCUCAAAGAAGGUGGGUGGAGGGCAAAAAGCAGAGACUUAAAAUCAGGUGAUGACUGUCCUGAAUAUUGUCAGACCAGAUGUCUGUCAAAAAUAUGCAGAGAAGAAAAAAAUGUUGAAUACAUAAACUUCAGUGAAUGGUCUUCAUGUUAACACUGCUGUUUCUUAAAUGUUCUUGCUCUACUAAAUAUGAGGAUCAGAGACCGUCUGCAACCCAGACUGAUGAUGAGGUGGUGUUUGUCCCUUUGCCAGAGGUCCGAGUUGUACUUACAUGUUGGCAGAGCCACAGCCAGAGGUAGCGGAAGGCCCCAGUUCAGUGCGCAUCCAGCAAGUGAGGAGAACCUGGAUGCUCACACAUGGGAGUUUUCACAUGGGCUUCUGUCUUUUCUGGAAGGAACAGGUUAUUUUGCUGUCUCCUGGUAUUUUCUGAAACGAAAUGGGUAAGUGCAUGCCAGCAGGCCAAAUCCAAAUAUGAGGCCUAGUUACAAAGGAGUGACAUACUAAUAGACAUGAAGGAAAGGUGCAGCCUUCUCUGAAGUGUGUACUGCAGAGGUGGCUAGCAACGUCACGUUGUAGUGAGAAGCUCAGAGCUUUUGUGAAGAUACUAAUAGUUGGUAGUGUACAUGUGACUUACAAAGUAGAAUUAACUUUCCAUCUCCUAAAAUAAAUCUAGGUGGAGGGAGUGAAGAUAUUAAUUAGCCUUUCCUAGUGGUAAAUCCCUCUGAAGUGUAAUUGGUCUGGACCUGCUACACUUCUAUAUUUGCUGGCUUUAGCUGAUUGAACAGUUCCUUGUCCUUUGGCCUGUGGAAAAUGAAGCUGCUCUUAACACCGAGGUUGCAGGCAACUUCUGCAGGUGGGGAGUUAUAUGGUCAUAUGCACUUAUACUGAAUCCUACUAAGUUACUCUGAAUUCCUCAAAUUACUCCGACAGGGUUUAAUGAAACUGUAACAGGAACAAAACCUGAAUUAGUUUUGCUCUAGGUCACUAUUCAAUGUCUACUUUUUACAUGCAUUUAGAUCAUUUAGAAGCCUCAUUUUGGUUAUUCUGACAUAACUUUUACACAUUUGCCUUUAUUAGUGUUCACUAUGGAUAAUAUAAAAAUACAGGAAAUAAAUAACCUCUUAUAUAGUUGCAGCCCUCAUUUUGUAUGUGAACCUUGGUGGUGGUCACUUAGUAACAUUUGAAAGAAAGAAAAUUGAACUGAUAACUGAGAUGCAGACUUCUAAAUAGAUAGUAAAGCUUGUAUUCUUUUUAUUGACAUUCAGUUAAUCAGCAGCAAAGCAGUCCUUAGCCUUUUAAUGGUGGUAUUGCAUGUCACAAUAUUUGUAAUGCAACAUACGUUUUACAUUAAAAUCCUUAUGAAGCAUGUUCAGUUUGUUGCUACUGAGCCUUUCUAAAUGCAGUUGAAUCUCUUUAGCUAAGCAAAUUGUUAAUGAUAAGGUAGCCAAAUAAUAAUUUUCUUGUGGUAUGCAAUUCUGUCUCUUUAAAUAGGGGACUCCAAGAUACUGAAAGUAAUUGAAUACAAGACAGAUGUAACACUUCUGUCACAGAAUUCUCUAGAUAAAUGCCCAUAUUUAAAGUAUUUCAUCCACUGUAAAUUGUAUUUCAGUAACAAUUGGAAGACUGAACUGUGACUGAAGCAUGUUCUACUCCCUAGUCUUUAUCUACAGCCUUACCUGAAGAGACUUUGUUGGUGUAAUUAAGUUGAGUGCAUCUGAUUGCCAGCUGUAGGAAGUACAGAGGCCCUCAGGGUCCGCCUCUGCUAUUUUCAGUGAAAAGUCAUGGUUUGGUCAGUGAAUUUCCCUGGGCAGGCAGAAUAUGUAUAAUCUUUUGUAAUGUAAUAGGCUUCUAAUCAUAGCGCCAAAUGGUUGAUGGAAACUUCAGAGUUCUUAGUAACCAGCUAGUGCUGUCAGGGACAAGGACUCAGCAGUCACAGCAGUAUCAACUGUUUCCCACGCUGACCUGCAUCUCAAGACCCAAACGUCACUGGCUGGAAACGGGGCUGUGGGCCGGACAGGUACUUCUAUUUUAUCCAUUCGGUAGGUAAGAGCUUUCUUUUCCUUGAUGCUCACUGCGCUGGACUGUGGGCAGGCUCCGCAGGGGCUCUCACGUGUUAUGGCUGUCUGCCUCUCGUGACCUGGCUCCUGGUGUUGCCUAAUGUAGGUUCUGGUUCUCAGUCCUGAUGCGCGUUUGUUACCAGCCUGCAUCAGCCUUGUUUGCUUCCCUCCUGGCCCCGGGCUUCCAUCCAUCCUGUGAGCGCUGUCAGGACUGCUUGGUUAAUGAGGACUCGGAAGUUUGUUCUGUUCAUUGAGAUUUGGUGUUUCAGUGUUGAUUUUACAAGCCGUCAGUUUCUCAAGUGUAACAAAAGCUAACAAUAAGGCACAGCCCUGCGUUUGCUUGGAGAGAGAUUGUAAGCUUUUCAUUAGCUUGAGCCAUGCGAGCCAUUUAGUGUGUUACUGUUCUCUUGGAGAGGGUGAGGGAUGUAAGUCUUUGUUUUGUUUUAAUCUAAACAAUGUUCUGCAAAAGGUUUGAAUUCUGAAAGUCUGUGCUGUUUAUGUGUUUGUCCAUGUUUUCAGACUUUUGGGUACAUUUCCUGCUGUUUUUGUCAUGAUAAACGAGUAGGCUGAGGCUUUUGUGCUUGAAACCCUGACUGCAAUUUGACUGUUUAAUGUUGCAAUAUAAAAGUUGUCUGUUAAUGUAUUUGAAAUGAACUUGAAUCUGGAGACAUUAUUCACAUUAUUCCAAAUGCAAUUAUCACAAAAAACCCCAUUGUACUAUUAUUUAUUUCAUAUUUUAGAUGAGAUGCUGUGUUUUUUCUGCUUUUGCAAUAAACAGUUUGCUCUUUUUUUUUUUUCUUUUUUUUUUCUAUUCAGUACAUAGGCUUGGUGUUUUUUGCCAUUGCUUCAUAUACUCAGAACUUGCUGGGCAGUAACGUGAGAGGGUUCAUGCUGGUUUUAUCAUCUUAAUGAAGAUUAAGCAAUGGAGACAGGAAUGCUUACUGUAAUGCUGCUCCUCCACACAAACAGUGACUGAAAUCAUGGCAACUUCACAGUCUUUGGUUCUGCAGCAUUUGCUCCUUCUACCAGUUCCUGGUAAAUCUGGCAUUUGAGCUGAUGCUUGUCUUACAUGGAUUUCAACUAUUUUUUUCUUGAUUAUUUUUCAUAAUUAAUUUGUUACUUUAAUAAUGAGAACAGUAGCAAGUCUGUGAAAGGCAGAAUUGUUCAUUAUAUAUGUUAAGUGUUUAACUUUUGCCUCUUUGUGUAUAUUCUUGUUUUGUUCAUAGUCACUGCAUGGAGGCUAACACUGAUGUGUUAAGACCUGAUGCAGAAAAAAAUGAUAGAAAGUGUUUUGCUUCCUGCCAAUGUCCUUAAUGGCGUUUAUCGUCAUUAAGAAAAUAUGUGUCCGAAAUUACUCUUUAUUUGUGAAGGAUGUUUUUAACAGGUGAGUUUAUGGCUCAGGUAUUUAUGGUGCCCUUUGCUAAAGGUAUGCAAUAGGGAGAAAUUAAAUUGAUGUAAUGAGAUCUAAAUGUUUGAUCAGUAAGUAUUAUAAAGGCCACAAAAAUGGCAGGCCAAAAAUGGUUUUAUAUAGUAAAAUGAACAAAGUGUGGAUAUUCUGAGAAUAGCGCAGAAUACUUCGCUUGCCUGCAAGCAAAAUGUUCUUGUAUUUUAACUUUUGGAAGGCAACUAUUGAAGGAAAACAUUCUGACUUCUCUAUUAUUUUGUUUUCUUGGUUAAAGCUUAUGGUGAAAAUUUUAGUAAAUUGAUUACGGCUUAUGAAAAAGUCUUUGCCUUUAGUUAGGAAUCAUUUAACUUGGACAGUGAGCUCAGGAAGCUCAAGGAAAACUUUCAUGAGCAGGCGGGGUCUGUCCUGAGCCCCCUGAACAAGCAAAUAUGAGCAGGACCACCCAGACAAUUGAUGUUGUGUGCAGCUUUGUCAUGAGGGUAACUCCACCAUGCUUGGGUGUCUGGCCAAUGUCCCUGGUGUGUGUGAACCUUAUAAGUCAUGAGACAGUGCACACCUGCACUUACCCUAAUCUUAAAAGAUUGCAUACACUCAGUGUUUAAACUGGUUUUUUUUUUUACUGAGUAUAAAGGCGGGCAAGCUCUGGAACUGGGCCAGAAGUCUCACCUAUGGGUGGAUGCACGGCGCAGGAUUUUUCCCAGUUGCCGAGAGACUCCUGACGUUGGCUGCAAUGGGCCUUCCCAGCUGAAGUGUGGGCUUGGAUGGUGUUAAUGUGGUAAUUGCUGAUGAAUCCUUUUUUUAGUCUCUGUAAUGCUUUGUAGUAAUGAUCCAAUGCUUCACUCCUAUUGCUCUUUUAUUGUAAUGUGCAUAAUAACUAGUACUGUUUCCUUUUAUCAUAUUGCAUGGUAUUUUCCUUUAUUGUAUUGUAAUACAAUAAACUGCAUUUAUUUUGUGUUUGA